Messenger RNA from Fusarium subglutinans, 1401 nucleotides. Its product is annotated as pre-mRNA-splicing factor SLU7. Gene Ontology annotation, biological process: mRNA splicing, via spliceosome. Gene Ontology annotation, molecular function: pre-mRNA 3'-splice site binding. The transcript has a single exon. NCBI's taxonomy places the organism in Eukaryota, Fungi, Ascomycota, Sordariomycetes, Hypocreales, Nectriaceae. The record is from RefSeq and is a predicted model, not a curated record. Bases 1 to 1401 code for a protein of 466 amino acids. Gene Ontology annotation, cellular component: spliceosomal complex.
AUGCCUACUGCACCCGCCAAACCACCGCCCCCAAAUACCGGCCCUGGAGGCGCUGGUGCCGCUUUGAAGGAAGAGAACAUCUACAUUCCAUCUUUUAUCAGUAAACGCCCGUUCUAUGCCGGCGAAGAGGGCGAUGAGAAUGACUACCUUCAGCAUCAGCGUCGCGAAGAGAAGAACGACAAAUCACAAUGGUACGAUCGAGGGAGAAAGGCCGGCCCAGCGGCCACCAAGUAUCGCAAAGGUGCUUGCGAAAACUGCGGCGCCAUGACACACAAGAAGAAAGACUGCCUGAGCCGACCACGAGCCAAGGGCGCAAAAUGGACAGGCAAAGACAUUCAGGCCGAUGAGGUGAUCCAAGAUGUCAACAUGGGAUGGGACGCCAAGCGCGACCGAUGGAAUGGAUAUGAUGCGAAGGAGUAUCGCAGUGUGGUCGAUGAGUUCAACCAGAUGGAGGAGCUACGCAAGCAGGCCACCAAGGACGGAAAUGCCGAUGAAGAGACAGAAGAAGGCGACAAGUACGCGGAAGAGAAUGAUAUGAGCAAACAUCAGAGCACAGCAACACGACAACUGCGAAUACGAGAGGACACGGCCAAGUAUCUUUUGAACCUCGAUCUAGAAUCUGCCAAGUACGAUCCGAAAACACGAUCACUGGUCGAUGCAGGUGCAACGGCAGACAAGGCAGCAGAUGCAUUCGCGGAAGAAGGUUUCAUGCGAUCCUCGGGCGAUGCUGGCGCAUUCGAGAAUGCUCAGCGAUAUGCUUGGGAGGCUCAAGAAAAGUCUGGUAACACAAGCCAGCAUCUGCAAGCAAACCCCACAGCAGGAGAGUUUUAUCGGAAGAAGGAGCUGGAGGAGGCAGAGGCAAAGCGUGCGGAACGAGAGAAGUUGCUGCUCGAGAAGUACGGUGGAGAUCAGAAGGCUAUGCCGGCUGCUUUGCGCAACAUGGCUAUCACCGAAUCCGAGACUUUUGUUGAGUACGAUGAGGCUGGUCUGAUCAAGGGUGCGCCCAAGAAGGUGGCCAAAUCCAAGUACGCUGAAGAUGUUCUCAUCAACAAUCAUACUUCAGUAUGGGGAAGCUGGUGGUCCAAUUUCAAAUGGGGCUACGCUUGCUGUCAUUCGUUCAUCAAAAACAGUUACUGUACUGGUGACGACGGAAAAUUGGCAUGGGAGGCGGCUGAGCGUCAACGGACUGGAGCGAACCUGGUCAAUGACGAUGAAGAGGAGACAGAAGAGCCUUCAAAGGAGGAGGCAGAGAACAAGGAGGAAGAGCAGCCGCGCAAGCGGACAAGAGAAGAAAUGAUGAAUGGCGUGACAGAUGAGGAAAUGGACGAGUAUAGGAGGAAACGAACGGUGACGAACGAUCCAAUGGCAAAGCUGCUGGGCAAGGAUGAACUUUUAUCAUAG